Molecule: messenger RNA, 1605 nt
Organism: Raphanus sativus (radish)
Lineage: Eukaryota; Viridiplantae; Streptophyta; Magnoliopsida; Brassicales; Brassicaceae
Product: transcription initiation factor TFIID subunit 15-like
Exons: 8
Coding region: 115-1269 (384 amino acids)
Molecular function (GO): RNA binding
Source: RefSeq, a predicted model, not a curated record
CCAAACAAGAUAGGUCACCCACCCCCUCCAAAGAGUUUAUUCGCGAGAUCUCUGACUAGACUGCAAACCCUAAUCCGUCGCCGCUUUGGUACGGCGUCGUUAUUGGAUUUAAAGAUGGCUGGAUAUUCAACGAAAGGAGCUCCUACAAAUGGAUCAGUCUACGUUUCUAACCUUCCACUAGGCACUGACGAGAAUAUGCUGGCUGAAUAUUUUGGGACCAUUGGGUUACUAAAGAGAGACAAACGAACCGGUACUCCCAAGGUGUGGCUGUACCGAGACAAAGAGACUGAUGAGCCGAAAGGUGACGCUACUGUUACCUAUGAAGACCCGCACGCUGCUUUGGCUGCUGUUGAAUGGUUCAAUAACAAAGACUUCCAUGGAAGCGUCAUUGGGGUUUUUAUGGCGGAGUCGAAGAGCAAAAGUGGAGGAGACCAUCCGAGUGAGUCUUUUGGAUUCGAUGGAGGUGCUGCUAACAAGGAAACAGAUGGAGGAGGUGCUGGAAGAGGGAGAGGUCAGGGUGAUUCUUCCGCCAAGCCAUGGCAGCAAGACGGGGACUGGAUGUGCCCAAAUACAAGUUGCACAAAUGUGAAUUUUGCGUUCCGUGGGGUUUGUAACCGUUGCGGAACUGCCAGACCAGCUGGUGCAUCUGGUGGCAGCAUGGGGGCUGGUGGUCGUGGAAGGGGCCGAGGUGGAGGUGCUGAUGGUGGCCCACCGGGGAAGGGUGCUUCUACUGGUCUUUUUGGUCCAAAUGAUUGGUCUUGUCCAAUGUGCGGUAAUGUCAACUGGGCUAAGCGAUUAAAAUGUAACGUCUGCAACACCAAUAAACCUGGUCAGAAUGAAGGUGGUGUGAGGGGAGGCCGUGGUGGUGGCUACAAGGAAUUGGAUGAACAAGAAUUAGAGGAAACAAAGAGACGCAGGCGUGAGGCGGAACAAGAUGAUGGUGAAAUGUAUGAUGAGUUUGGGAAUCUAAAGAAGAAGUACCGUGUUAAAACUCACCAAGCUGACGCCAGACCUGCUGUUGCUGCUGGUCGUGCUGGGUGGGAAGUCGAAGAACUAGGUGUUGAUAGAGAAGGAAGAGAAAGAAGCAGAGACAGGCAAAGAGACCGUGGGGAUAAGCAUAGAGAUCAUCAUCAUCACUACGAUAAGGAUAGACGCAGGAGCAGAAGCAGAAGCCGAGAGAGGGAAAGAGGCAAGGAGCGUGACUAUGACCGUGCCAGGGACAGAGACAGAGACAGAGACUAUGAUCGUGGAAGCAGGUACCGUAACUGAGAGAUUGCUCACAAACUGUUAGGGUUUAUUUAUCUUUUCCAAUGUUUCAUCGACUUUCUUUCUACAAUAUUUGGCAACACACAAGUUCUUUGGCCUUUUUCUUUUAAUUGUGUGAAGUAAAAGUCUCGUGGAACUUUAACGGUCUACUUAUUUAUGUUCAGAGAAUUAUCCCGUCUUUUGUGUUAUUUUGGUUGUACCUUCGGUAUUUUCUUUUUUGUUUCUUUUUUUUUUGAAACUUUUUGAUUCUUCUUGUUUUAUUGCCAAUGAUUUUCAACGCUGUAUAAUUGUGUAACGAAACGAGCUAAAAAGAUAGAAUAUGGAGAUUUUUGUGGAUAA